Messenger RNA from Pecten maximus, 6159 nucleotides. RefSeq names its product vigilin-like. Lineage: Eukaryota; Metazoa; Mollusca; Bivalvia; Pectinida; Pectinidae. Gene Ontology annotation, cellular component: nucleus; cytoplasm. The record is from RefSeq and is a predicted model, not a curated record. Bases 205 to 3996 code for a protein of 1263 amino acids. The transcript is spliced from 25 exons. Gene Ontology annotation, molecular function: mRNA binding.
AAACGUGUUUACGUGGACGAUCAACUCGCGCAAGGAUAUUGCGUAUAUGCAUAAGGGAGUUGUUAGUUCCUCUCGUGGAAGGCUGACAAUCAGUCACAUUGGAGCUUAAAACAGAAGCAAACUUACCCUAGGACGGACUUUAUCGGACGCAGUACAUCUGUACUGUACGACUUGGAAUCGCCCAAUUAAAAACGAGUUCAGAACAUGGCUACAAACGAAGAAGUGGUCCGAAAUGUCGAUGCAGAGGCCUAUGACCCAGAUAAGCCCCAACAGUAUGGGGAGGCUUUCCCUCCCCUGGGUCGCACUGCCCUUCCUGGAGCAGUGGGACCCAAAUUGGCUCACCCAACUAUGGAGAAAACAAUAUGGAGUAACAAAAUGACCAUGAAAACAUCAACUUGCACUCAGGUGUUUACUGUGCCCAUGGAAGAGCGAAGAUUUAAAGAAUUUAAUGAACAGAGUUUUGGGGAUGAAACAGACCAGGCAAAGAUCUGUAAAGAAAUAAUGGCCCGUAACAAUGUGUCAAUUGAGAUGAGCUGUGCCAAGGACCAGAGCUUGACUGUUGUAAUACAUGGAAAAGAUCAAAAUGUUAUGAAAGCCAGAAGAGAAAUUGUCAGUCGAUUGCAGACACAGGCUAACACCUUACUGAAAAUACCAAGGGAACACCACAGAUUCAUCUUAGGAAAAAGUGGCAAGAAACUUCAGGACCUGGAACUGGCUACACAGACCAAGAUAACCAUCCCCCGACCAGAGGAGAACUCGGACAUGAUUAAAAUAACCGGCACCAAAGAAGGCAUCGACAAGGCCAGACAUGAGAUACAGAUAACAUCAGAUGAGCAGGCUAAACUGGCUUUUGAGCGUCUACCUGUACCAAAAGUGUAUCAUCCCUUCAUUUGUGGACCUAAGAAUGAUAAUAUAAAGAAGUGGGUGGAAGAAACUGGGGCCAAAAUCCAUAUGCCCCCACCUAGCGUGAUGAAGGAUGAGAUUGUUGUUUCAGGAGAGGUUGAAGGAGUCAGCAAAUGUAGAGCCAACAUCAUGAAGAUCUAUGAGGAAAAGAAGCGCAAGUGCCAGACUGUUUCUGUAGAAGUGAGGAAGUCCCAGCAUAAGUACAUUAUCGGACCACGUGGAAAUGGAGUCCACGAAAUACUAGCUGCCACAGGAGUGUCUGUAGAGGUACCACCGGUUGACAGUUCCCUCGAGACCAUCACUCUACGCGGAGAACAAGAUAAACUUGGACCAGCACUCACCAUGGUCUACUCGAAGGCCAACAGUGUUGUGUUUGCAGAGGUAAUGGCUGCCACAUGGCUGCAUAAAUAUGUGAUAGGGCGACAGGGUGCCAAUGUAAGGAAGAUCACCGAAUCUUUCUCGAAGGUACACAUUGAGUUCACUGAUGGAGCAGACAAGAUUGUUGUUGAAGGUCCACCAGAGGAGGUGGAAUCGGCUGUCAAGGAAUUAGAGGCUGUUGUAAAGGAUCUGCAAUCGCGAAUGGACUUCACUGAAAUAAACAUCGAUCAAAGAUUCCACAAACACAUCAUUGGAAAAUCAGGACAGAACAUCACAAGGAUUAAGAAUGAUACUGGAGUGUCGAUUAAGAUACCAUCUGACACUGAACACAGCAACAUCAUCAGGAUUGAAGGAGAUCCAAAAGGUGUGGUCCAGGCCAAGGAAGAGCUUAUGGAAAUGGCCCAGCGUAUGGAAAAUGAAAAGAGCAAGGACAUCUUGAUUGAGCAGCGCUUUCAUCGCUCCAUCAUUGGAGCUCGUGGAGAGAAUAUUCGAGAGAUAAGGGACCGCUUCAAUCAAGUCCAGAUCACAUUCCCUGAUCCUGGAAAAAAGAGUGAUAUCGUUACAUUGAGGGGACCAAAGAAUGAUGUGGACAAAUGUUUCAAACAUCUCUCACAACUGCAGCAAGAUAUGGUGGCUAGCAAUUAUCAGGCCCAUGUCCACAUAUUUAAAGAUUUCCACAAGAAUAUCAUUGGUAAAGGUGGAGCUACAAUCAGGAAGAUCCGUGAGGAAACAAACACAAGGAUUGAUCUGCCGAGUGAGGACAGUGAAUCCGAUGUCAUCCUCAUCACUGGUAAAAAGGCUGAUGUGGAGGCAGCUAGGUCCCAGAUUGAGGCUAUACAGAAGGAUUUGGCUAACAUCAAGGAAGCUGUUGUGACCAUACCACACAAAUUACACAACUCCAUCAUUGGUGCCAAGGGAAGACUUAUCCGGGCCAUUAUGGAAGAAUGCGGUGGUGUCAUCAUUCGUUUCCCAUCUGAGGGGAAUGUUAGUGACAAAGUUAUCAUCCGUGGACCAACUGCAGAUGUAGAAAACGCCAAAAUACAGCUGAUGGAACUGGCUUCUGAGAAGCAACAGUCAAGUUUCACAACAGAAGUAAGAGCAAAACCAGAAUAUCACCGAUUCCUCAUCGGGAGGGGAGGCACUAACAUCAGAAAGGUGCGCGAGAAGACUGGGGCUAGAGUUAUCUUCCCUAGUUCUGAGGACCAAGACCAGGAGCUCAUCAGCAUCAUCGGCAAAAAAGAAUCCGUUGACAUGGCAAAGGUUGAGCUGGAAGGUCUCAUCAAGAAUCUGGAUAAUAUUGUUGAGGGGGAGAUGAACGUGGAUCCUAAACAUCACCGACACUUCGUGGCCAGACGAGGUGAAGUUCUCCGCCACAUUGCUGAGCAGUAUGGAGGUGUAACCGUCAGCUUUCCUCGCAGUGGCGUCAAAAGUGAUCGAGUUGUCAUCAAGGGCUCUAAGGAUUGUGUCGAGGGAGCCAAGAAACGUAUUCAGGAGAUUGUCUCAGAUCUGGACUCGCAAGUGACAGUAGAUUGUGUGAUCGCACAGCAACAUCAUCGCACAGUGAUGGGCACACGCGGUUCAAACGUUCAGGAGAUCACCCGCAAUUACGAUGUUGGCAUCAAGUUUCCAGAGAGGCCAGUUGCCAAUGGCGAUAAAGAAAACCAUCAGGAUGGCGGUAUGGUGAAUGGGGAAGUGAAUGGUGAUGCUCCUCCUACCCCUGAACAAUCUCCGAAGAAAAAUGACAUCAUCGUCAUUACAGGCAAAUUGGAGAACUGUGAACAGGCUAAGGAAGCUCUACUGGCACUUGUACCCAUCACAGAUGAAAUGACCAUCAGGUACGACUUCCACCGUUUCAUCAUUGGACAGCAGGGUAAGGAUGUUCGCCGCAUGAUGAAGGAACAUGAUGUCAACAUCUCCAUACCGCCUGCUAGUGAACACUGUGAAACCGUCAAAGUAACUGGUCCUCCAGCCAAUGUGCGGCGAGCCAUGGCUGCUCUUUCUGAUCGAUGUGAUGAGCUGGAACGAGAAAUGGAAGAUAGGGAACUGAAAAGCUUCAAACUGACCAUCGAAGUUGAUGCUAGCCUCCACCCAAAGAUUAUAGGACGUAGAGGUGCAGUCAUUUCCAAGAUACGCAAGGACCAUGAUGUCAACAUCCAGUUCCCAAACCGAGAGGACACUGACCAGAACACCAUCACCAUCACUGGCUAUGAGAAGGCAACACACGCUGCCAAGGAGGAUAUCUUGAAGAUCGUUCAGGAAUAUGAGGAAAUGGUUACUAUUGAGUGUCGUGUGGACCACAGAGUUCAUCCACGCAUCAUUGGAGCUCGUGGACGCAACAUCAGAAAGUUGAUGGAACAGUUCAAGGUUGAUGUUCGCUUUCCACGUUCCGACUCUGAUGACACUGAUGUCAUCUUCAUUACUGGGGCAGAGGAUGCUGUGGAAGAUUGUCAAGAUCAUCUCCUUAACAUAGAGGAGGAAUUCCUCCAGGAUGUGAUCGACCAGGAGGCCAUGCGCGAUCUUACCAGACCACCAAGUAAACGAGAAGGAGGCGGCAAAGGUCAACAACAACCGCCCCAGGGUUUUGUGGUUCAUGGUGCCCCGUGGCACAAUGCUCCGGAUACCACCAGCACAGAAGAGUUCCCCUCCUUCGGAGCGGUCACUGCUCCAAAUCCUGGUCGUGCCUGGGGACCAUCACCCUUUGGCGGCAAGAAGUAGACUGCCAGUCUAUCUGUUGGUUUCUGUCCUCUCAACAUUUGAGUCCUGUGUGCUUGACUGGCCCUGUGUGUGACACCUAUAUUUCCCGGGACAGAUGGCCAAGAUUAUCACCUGUCUACUUUGUAUUGGGCAUUGAGGGUCGCUGUUUCCUUGUAUAGUUGGAUGGGUCAAAAAUAUUGACCAGUAUCAGGAAAUCUGCAAAUUUGUGAAGACUACUGAAUGUAAACAAUUCUUCAGGAAUGUUCACAAAAUAUCAUUUAGCUUUUAGGGGAUAAUAUAGUAAGAAAUGUGCCAUUCUGUGGUUUUCUUAACAUUCUUUUUUCUCUUCAUUGCUUCAUUUACACAAAUGUUAGCGAUAAAAUUCAACGCUGUAGUUUUGAAUUGAUGAAAGCUGUACUUAAUUGGUAUGGAAGGGGGUUGGGUAAUAAUUUGGCAUGGGAGGGGGUAGGGUUAUAUAUGGAUUUUAAUUGAAUGCUUGUUGUAUGGCUGUGGUGUGUUUCUAGAGUGAUUCAUUUAAUAAUAUUUAAUAUUAAAUAUAACUGCCGUAGAUUCCAAGCAUUGCAUUAGUCUCUUUUUUUCUUCCUUUUAUGUAGAGCUAUUUAGAUGAUCAUGACAUUGUUUAAUGCUAUAAAUCUGUACAUUUUGUUUGUUAUGCAAGUUUUUUUUAUUAGUUUUAUCAUUGAGAUUUUUAACAAUGAUACGACGGGAUUUUGAUUCCUGUGAUUACAAUGCCCUGCAAUAUAUUAUUACAGAAAGGUCUUGAAUUAAUUGUUGAUAGCAUAAUCGUUCAUUGGAAACACCAACUACUUCUAAUCAUGGAAAAAUCUUCCACAAUUUCCAUUUGGAUAGAUUGAAAAUCUAAUUAUAUGUUGUCCGUUUUGAAUUUAAUGUAUCCAAGGCAUUUAAACUAUUAGGUUUGAGUUGUGAUCUAUAAUUAACAUUUUAUUUGUUCUAGUUUUCAUCUGCUUUUCAUGUCUUGAUAUUUGGCAAAUUGAUUAGAUUUGUAGUUGUGAAUGUUAACAACAGAAGUCAUGUUGUUCCUGUUAGUUAACAAUGAAAUUGUGUACGGUUUCCAUGUGGUGGAGGUUAUGUUAGUGCUAAAAUUAUCAUGUAUAGUAAUAAAUAAAUGAUUGACCAUACUUUAUCUCCUGAUCACCACGCUCCUAAUAUCCCCAUCUCAUAAAAUGUCCUGGUUGAUGUCGGCAGGCCAAUUGUGUACGAAGUGUGUUGUGUAAAUGCAGCUACCUGUUCUGGUAUGAAUACCUGAGUUUUAAUCUCACCAUAUCUGAAGCUAGUCACUAUACCUCUUCUAGGUUUAAACAAAACUACAAAAAAGUGUUGGGAGUACAUGUGCAUUAGAGUGAAUAAUGGAUCGUUGCAGCUCUUAACCGAUAUUGUACACAGAUAUCAUUUUAUUCCUCAUUCAAGUAGUAACCUCUUGUUUAACUUUUUACAGGAAAUGCAUGUUUUAUCAGUACUUUAUUAAUGAUAAAAAGAAAAAAAAGUUAAAUGAGAGAAACUGACCACAUUUACCAUAAAAUAUGGUAUCUGUACCACUGUUGGACCUCCCACACCACAGUGUUGGUAACUAUGGGGCUACACACCGUCACUGUGGCGAGAGAGGUCUUAUCAUGAUUUACAUUUAUGCAAUAUAUAUAUAUAUAUAUUAAACAUGCUAUGUGCUGAACAUUUGGUACACAGUUUUCUUGGGUCAGGAGAAUACCACUUCUGUGCCAGUCGCCAUGGUAAAAGGUAAACGUAUACCUCGGGUAAACCAUUUAGAGCCAUGUUUCUAUGGUAACCGUGUUUCCAUAGUAAAAGUAUGGUUGUGCACACAGAAUUUUGUUAUCUUUUUUUUUUUUUUUUUGUCCAUUGUUGAUUUUAGAAUUUUAGUGUAAAUUGUUGAUGGUUUGCUCACAGCUGUUUAAAGUUGGGCAUAUUAAAAUGAUACUAUUACAAUGUCUAUUGUUCAACACUUUACACACAUUAUGUAAAUUAUACAAGAGACUAGAUUAUUGCAACUGUACCUAUAUACACAUUAUGAUUUAAGGAUAUCAGCGACCUAUGUCAAGAACUAUGUUCUUUAACCUGCUACCCUACAUUUACUGUGAUUCAUGUUCUCCAGAACACUUGAACAGAAAAAUAAAAAUGGAGAAAAACAUA